Arabidopsis lyrata subsp. lyrata is the source of this 1095-nucleotide messenger RNA. RefSeq names its product protein SLOW GREEN 1, chloroplastic. Gene Ontology annotation, molecular function: protein binding. The record is from RefSeq and is a predicted model, not a curated record. Lineage: Eukaryota; Viridiplantae; Streptophyta; Magnoliopsida; Brassicales; Brassicaceae.
UUAGAGAUUUUAUCAGAAGCAACAAUGGCGUCUCCGGCGAAUUUUCAACUCUCUAGACCAAAAUUUAACCUUCUGACCUACCUCGAGCGAAAAUCUCCUCAAAAUCUCUCCUUUCCCCUUUUAUUCAGAGACCAAGCAAAGUCAACACCGACCAGAUUUCCGACCAUCAGAGCUUCAUCGUCAUCGUCUCCGUCGAAUCAUAAACCCUCGCUCUUCAUCAGCCUCACCGCAGCCGCAGCUCUGUUCUCAGCAUCCUUUUACUUCGUCUACAAACCCGCCGCGACGACUCCGGUUGCUGUGGUAGAGGAGACUCUCGAGAUACUAUCAAACGAUGUGAAAGCUUUAUCAUUGCUGACGGAGAUCAAAUUUAAGUCCGAUAGACAUGAGCAGGCAAUAGAAGUUCUGGACCGUCUGAUCGAGAUCGAGCCCGAUGAACGAAAAUGGCCGGCUAUGAAGGCUAGGAUUCUCUCAUACCACGGAAAAAGCGAAUUGGCAAUCGAAGCUUUCGAGAGGAUUCUUGAGAAGGACCCGAUACGUGUUGACGCUUAUCAUUACUUGGUGAUGGAGUAUUACAACUCUAAACCCAAAUUAACAGAGCUAGAGAAGAGAAUCAACAAAGUGAUUCGAAGAUGCAAGAAGGAGAAGAAGGCGAAAGAGAUUUGUGGUUUCAGAAUGUUGAUCGCGCAGAUCAAGUUUAUCCAAGGAAACUCACUUGAAGCCAUUCGGAUUUGUGAAGAGUUAGUGAAAGAUGAUCCAGAAGAUUUCACUAUAUAUCUGUUUCAAGGAAUCGUGUAUAUAUUGAUGAAUAAGGAAGAGGAAGCUGCGAAGCAAUUCGAGCAAGUUGCAAGGGUUAUGCCGAUGAAUCAUCCGUCCAGAGAGACUGCGACCACCUCAAAGCAAUGGAGAGUCAUCGUAGCUUACGAUAAUGUCUAUUGCUAUUUAUUAACAUUUGCUAGGCUUUCGAUGCCUUCCUUGUUUACCAAGUGUGGAAAAUGAAAAAGCGGAGAUUUUACAUACUACAACACUCUUACGAUUUUUGUAAGAAAAUUGGUGGUUUAAACAGUUCAUGUGAGAGUAUUUGAUGAUGAAACUAAA